AUGGCAUUGCUCCUCGGGCUCAACCAGAAGGAGGACGAACCCCUCUCCCAUUUUGUGAACCGCUUUACGUCACAAAUCCGCGGACUGUCGGAUGCUCACCCUUCUCUCUUGAUGCAGGCAUUCAUGACAGGCCUCCGGCCCUCCAGGUUUUUUUGGUCGCUCGUGGAGCGGCCCCCCACUGCGAUCCCAGAAAUGCUCCAGCGGGCCGAUCAAUUCAUCGCCGCGGAGACUUGGAUGGCUGGGAAGCGGGAGGAACACAAAAAGGUCAAAUCGGAGCCGCCCCGACAGCAACAACCCGCCGCCUCCCGGCGAAGGUUGGACAGACCCGACCCAAGGUCUCCUCUUCUCGCCUUGAAUUCAUCCCGAACUGAAAUAUUCCUACACGAGAAGGGGAAGGGGCUACUCAAGGAACCUCACCCGAUGAGGAGCCCACGGGAGCUCACAGACCGUUCGAAGUAUUGCCGAUUCCAUCGGCAGCAUGGACACGACACCGAGCAGUGCCGCGAAUUGAAGAGGCAAAUCGAGGAGCUUAUCCUCAGAGGUCACCUCGGCCAGUACCUUCGGCCGAACAAAGAGCAGUCGCCUCGCCCGGAGGGACCCGUCGAGCGACACAUCGAUGUGAUAGCCAGGGGUCCCGCAUCAGGGGGAGGCUCCACGUCGGGCAGAAAGGCGUAUGCCCGAGCCGCUCCCGACGAAGCCUCGGGACACGAGCCCGAGCCCGAGAUUACCUUCCCAACCAGAGCCGCCGAGCGACCCGACCACGAUGACGCCCUGGUAAUAUCGGUCAGGGUAGCCAAUGCAUAG
This is a messenger RNA of Musa acuminata AAA Group (dessert banana), 804 nucleotides long. RefSeq lists its product as uncharacterized. The transcript has a single exon. NCBI's taxonomy places the organism in Eukaryota, Viridiplantae, Streptophyta, Magnoliopsida, Zingiberales, Musaceae. The record is from RefSeq and is a predicted model, not a curated record. Bases 1 to 804 code for a protein of 267 amino acids.